Molecule: messenger RNA, 1077 nt
Organism: Caenorhabditis briggsae
Lineage: Eukaryota; Metazoa; Nematoda; Chromadorea; Rhabditida; Rhabditidae
Gene: Cbr-srw-3
Product: Protein CBR-SRW-3
Exons: 3
Coding region: 1-1077 (358 amino acids)
Cellular component (GO): membrane
Molecular function (GO): G protein-coupled peptide receptor activity
Source: RefSeq, a predicted model, not a curated record
AUGGACACCACAACCCAUAGAAUCAUGAAAAGCUAUAUUUCUCCACCAUUAUGGUACCGAGAAGCGUACUAUAUUUUCAACUACACUAUCUGCAUUAUGCAAUUUUUCGGAUUUGCAAUUAAUUUGAUCCACAUCUCAAUUCUAACCCGUCCGCAAAUGCGCUCCAAUGCAGUGUACCGAUUGAUGAUCGGAAUAUGUUGCUGUGAUCUUUUGACCCAAAUCAAUACGUUUCUGAUUUUUAGUCCAUUUUGGAUUAGAAAUUUGUCAAAGCCAGAAGAUGAGUGCUAUAUGACUCACACAUUCUUUGAUGCUCUUUUAUACCUGCAUGGCACUACCGUACUCGACAUUACACAACGUGGAGCAUCCUGGAUGGCUCUUCUUAUGGCUUUGUUCAGAAUGUUAUCAGUGAAAUUCCCAUUGAAUGCUAAGAUUCAGAAGAUAUCAAGACCAGUUUUCGCGUUGUGGACCAUUCUGGCAGUGAUUAUUUUUACAUCACUAACAACUUGGAUGGUUCAAGCGAGACGGAUAAUAAGAGACUAUGAUUGGGACUAUGAUUGCGACAAGAACGAAAUCCACCUCAACCAAACCCGUUAUGGCGUCUUGAUUCCUGAAGAAUACAUUGAUAUUCAGGCGAGACUUGUCUCAAUUUAUGGAUUUAUAAAAGCUCUUCCCUCCUUAAUUGACCCGAUUCUCACUGUAUUUUUAGUUCUGGAGCUUCGAAAAGCUUCCAGAAGACGGAAGAAUUGUGGAAAAUCAUUGACAGUUGAUAAGACUGAUAACACUACAAAGCUUGUAGCGUUUGUAACAAUUUCAUUUUUCUUACUUGAAGUUCCCAAUGGGUUCUCCCAUAUUGUCAAUGGCUUAUUUCAGGACAAUGUGCCAGUGAGAACGAUCUCUGUUAUGAUCCCGGUUUUCGCAGAAUGCCUUCCAAUCAUAAAUUCCUCUUCUCACUUCUUCGUAUGUCUUCUGAUGUCUACACAAUAUCGUGAAACCGCAAGAACUGUCUUUAAGUGCUUUGAACCAAGAAAUGAUAAAGUUGUGCUUGUUGAAGAAUGUAAACCGACAAGGACCCAUUGA